AUGAGGAGGCCUCAGGUGAUACUCGUCGUCACUCUGGCUGUUCUCGGCGUCCUCGCAGCUCUGCCGCUCGGCGAAGGGAACAAGGAGGAAGCUGGAGCAGCCGUCGCCGCGGACGCCGCCGGCACGAGAUCGUGGCCGUGCUGCGACGACUGCCGUCUUUGCAACAGGAAGAACCCGCCGGACUGCCAAUGCAACGACAUUUCGCUGCACGGGUGCCGCCCGGAGUGCAAGAAGUGCGUCAGGUACACGCUCACCGCCGACGACGAUGGCAUCCAGAUGCCGGCCACCUCCGCCGGCCCCGGCCCCGUCCGCACCUACCGGUGCGCGGACGUGCUCACAAACUUCUGCGAGCGCCGCUGCACGCCGGCGUCGGCUGCGGCGUUCCUGGGUGAGGCCUUCUGA
Molecule: messenger RNA, 402 nt
Organism: Miscanthus lutarioriparius
Lineage: Eukaryota; Viridiplantae; Streptophyta; Magnoliopsida; Poales; Poaceae
Source: the annotation of a GenBank genome assembly